Cetraspora pellucida is the source of this 3325-nucleotide messenger RNA. Lineage: Eukaryota; Fungi; Glomeromycota; Glomeromycetes; Diversisporales; Gigasporaceae. The record is from the annotation of a GenBank genome assembly.
AUGCCUUCAAAAAAAUCAACUUCUAAAGAAAAUCUUUCCCAGCAACAAAUUUCAAUCAAUGUUGACCGAGAUGAUGGUUUGACGUCAAAAAACAAUAUAUCAUCAAAACUUUCUUCUGCUGGACAGAUUAUGGAAAAAGAUAUGACCUCUACAAAUAUCAUAAAUGAUACGAUAGAUAAAAAGAUUAUAAUAGGGCAGGAUACCCCUAAUAAAAUUAGUAAUAAUGAAGAGAAAUCUUCAUUAAAAACCGCGUCUCGCUCUAAAUCAAAUAUUACUCAGUCUCCAAAUAAAUCGAAUUCAACUUCGGUUCAUGCAAAACAAGUUAACUCUACAAAAGAAAAACAAAAACCAAAUCCAAUUAUUACUACUAUUCGUGCAAAAUCUGAUUCUGACAAGAAAAAAGUUACGUCUACUCCUAAAAUUAAGAAUGUAAAUUCUCGAAAACAAAACAAUGAAGUCAUCAUAGAUGAUGAUUCUUCUGAAAAUGAUAAUUCGUUAAAUAAAAAACGUUCCAUACCUCCAAAAUUGAAUCUCGCUUUCAAAAAUCGUCCUAUUGAUCCUCCAAAACAAUCUCCUUUGAGAUCAACUAUUACUUCUGAUUCAUUGGCAAAACCUCCUCUUAUACCUCCUAAAAUAAUGGAGUUACGUCGUUCCGGGUCUUUUACUCCAAAAUCUAAUAAUAAUACUGAUGAGGAUACUAAUUCUAUUCCCACAAAUCCUAAAAAAAAAUCUACAAAACAACAAACUUUCUCUUCUAAAGUCCGUCGUGGUUCCACUGUAAGAACUCAAGCUAAAAAGACUACUUCUGCUUUGGGCGUCUUACCUAAAGGUGAACUUAAUCAAGAAUUACUUGCAAGAUUGGAAGAACAAAAUUCUCAAUUAUCUCCUCAGGACUCUACUGAAUUUCUUCUUGCUCGUCUCGAACGUCAAAAUGAAAUGUUGGAUAACGAUCCUAAAUCUGUUUGCAUUAAAUAUAAUGUCCUCCAAGCCAAUUUGGAAACUGUUCAAUCCCUUAUCAAUAAUAAUACAAAUUUAUCUAUAAAGGAUGUUUCCGAUGAAAUAAUUCCUGUUACUGAAAAUGAUAACCUUUCUGAUAUCGUUGAUUUGGAUUUUUGGUCUGCAUUAAUUCAAGAUUAUACUUCGGUGGCUGCAAAAACUCCUCAUCUUCUUGCUGCAAAAUUACAACAAGGUUUACCUCAAAACUUGAGAGGUUUAAUUUGGCAAUCAAUGUGUCAAGCUUCUUCAACUUAUCUCGAAACUAUGUAUUCUCAACUUUUAUUGGAAUCUUCUCCUUAUGAUAAGAUUAUUCAACGUGAUUUAGCUAGAACAUUUCCUACUAUAGAAAUGUUUAAGGAAGAAAAUGGUGAAGGUCAAACUAUGCUUUGGAAUGUAUUAAAGGCUUAUAGUCUUUAUGAUCCUUUGAUGAAUGAAGUCCAAGCGUUUUGUGUUUUCGUUAGAUUGAUGGAAACAUAUGAUAUGCGAACAAUGUUUACACUUAACAUGGAAGGCCUUCAACUUAGACAUUACCAAUUCUCUGCUCUUCUCUCUCAAAUUCUUCCUGAUCUUCAUGCUCAUUUCCUUGAAUAUGGGGUUAAUGUAGCUAUGUUUGCUGCUCAAUGGUUCUUAUCCCUUUUUGCUUAUACAUACCCAUUACCACUUAUCAUGAGAAUUUAUGAUAUCGUAUUUGCUGAAGGUGCUCCUGAAACAAUCAUGCGUGUUGCCGUUGCUCUUUUACAAAAGAAUGAAGCUAAAUUACUUGAACUUGAAGAAUUUGAAGAUUUAUUGGAUUUUCUUACAACAAGCCUUUAUGAUUCUUAUAAUAAUGAACCUACUGGUUUAAUACGUGAUGCUAUGGCUUUAAGUUCAGUAAUUACAAAAGCAAAAUUGGAUCAACUUUCUGAAAUUUAUGUUAAAGAAUUAGAAGAUCAAAAGAAAAGAGCUGAUGAAUUAGUUGCCGUUAGAUUUAAUGGAAGGUUUGGUAGAAAUAAAAAAGAAAAGAAAAAUCGUGAAAAACGUGAUAAACCUAAUAAACGUUGGACAUUCGGUUCCAUUCCAAGUUCAAGGGAUUCUUCUAGUACUGCUAGUGAAUCUACUUCAGAAAAUGAAUCCUCUCAACUUCAAACUUCAAAUCCUCUUUCUCCAAGUAGUACAAACGUUGGAAUUUUACAUCAACAAAUCGAAGAUCUCGUAACUGUUUUAUCAAAUCUUCAAAAGGAACAUUUUGAUGUUACUGAACAAUUAGUAACUAUUAAAAUGGAAAAAAUGGAUUUCAUAUCAGAAAUUGAAACAUUAAAAUCGAAAUUAAGAGGUUUAGAAAAAGAAAAAAGAAUGUCAACUGAUUCAAUAUAUUCUAUUGAAUCUACAACUACUUUAAAUGAUGAAAAUUCUUCUGGACGAUCUACUAGAAUAUCAUCACCAGUAACUCCAACUUUAUCGAAAACAGAACUUUUUAUAAAACAAAACGAUACUUUAAAUUCAAAAAUUUCACAAACAAAACAUCUAUCCGAAUUAACUAUUGAUCAAAAAUCUUCCGUUUUAAAUAAUGAUACUACUGAUAAUUGGUCGAAUGAAUUUAAGAAAGGUUUUAUUAAUGAUACCACUAUGGCUGAUGAACUUGAACGUAUAAAAGAAGAAAAAUGGGAAUUAAUUCAAGAAAAUAUUGAAUUAGUUAAACGUGUUGAGGAAUUAGAGGUCGCAAUGGAAAAUUCUACAUUGACACAAAGUCAAUUAUUAGAUAAAAAUAUCUUUUUAAGGGAAGAAAUAGAACGACUUGAUGAAGAAGCUACACAAGCAUUAUAUGAACAAAGUACAAUGGAAAAUGAUGUAAAAGAGGUGAAAAAUUUAAGAUCUGAAAAUGCAAAACUUAUCACAGAAAAUGAAAGAUUCAAAAAAGAACUUGAAGCUUUACGACAAGGAACUACUGAUUCAAAUGAAAAGAUUGAUAUCCGUGAAAUUACUAAUAAGGUUGCAAAUACUCGACGUGUUUCAUUCUUGAGUUUCUUUGGUACCGAUUCAGGUCUUAAAUAUAAUUCAAAGAGAAGGAAUACUGAUCCAUUUACAGAUUUACAAAUUCCUGAAUGUAUUGGUGAUUGUGCCGCGAAAAAACGUGCAGAUAACUCGGAACAAAUGUUAAAUCAUGUUAAAACAUUACUUGAACAAAGUGAAGCAGCUAGGAACGCUAUGAGUGUACAAUUAGAAGAACUAAAUAAUUUGAUAAAUGGUUUCAGUGACAUUUCGGAUCUUGUACCUUUUGAACCUGAGGAAAUAAAUUCAAAACCAAACCGAGGAAAACGAUUUUCGACAUUAUCAUUAGCAUCAUUUUUUG